This is a messenger RNA of Cutaneotrichosporon cavernicola, 2337 nucleotides long. RefSeq lists its product as uncharacterized. The record is from RefSeq and is a predicted model, not a curated record. The transcript has 5 exons. Lineage: Eukaryota; Fungi; Basidiomycota; Tremellomycetes; Trichosporonales; Trichosporonaceae. Bases 1 to 2337 code for a protein of 778 amino acids.
AUGGAGCCCAAGGUUCUCGGCACCCUCGUCGUCGUAGUCGGCGCUGCGAAAAACCUACCUAACAAGAGUCGCUUUGGCAAACAGGACCCAUUCUGCACCGUGCAGAUCGGUAACAUCAAGCGCAGAACGCAGGCCAUCAAGCGUGGUGGACAACAUCCGGAAUGGGACGAGGAACUCCGCUUUCCCAUCCACGAGGAUGUCGACGAUAUGAUGGCCGCUACAACGUCCAAGCCCCUGCCUGGCGAACCUGGCGUUGUGACCCCGCAGAGCAUGGCGUCCAAGUCGCGCAAGCCGGGACCGAAGAAGGGCGGGAAAGUGAUGAAGGUCGCUGUCUGGGCCGACGACAUCAAGGAACCCGAGCUCAUCGGCGAGGUCACCGUCAGCUUCGACGACGUGCUGGUCAGGGGCGAGGUGGACGACUGGUGGACACUGCAGUCCAAGGACGGCAAGGACAAGUACUGCGGCGAGGUGUACAUGGAGCACACCUUCUACUCCAAUGCUUCUCCUCCGAGGAAGAACCCUCCUCCUAAACGCGAGCAGAACCCCAUCCGACCGCCCGGACGGCCAGGUCUCCAGCCAAGCUCGUCAGUCAUAGGCAUGAAUCUCUACAUCCCGCCUUACCAGGCGCAGCCGGCUCAGGCCCACCAGACCCCACCCCAGAGGCCACGGCUGUCGCAGGGAUACCCGAACCACGCACCUCAACAGACUCCACCGCACGCUCAGUCGCACCCUCCGCACAGGCCAGUGCCCAACACAUCCGCUUCCAACAGCUUCGCCGAGCUCGGCCUGCCUCCUCAGCCUCCUCAGCUGCCUGGCACGGGCGGCCGACCCCGGCCCGUGACGGCCAACUCGCUUGCUCCGCAGAUGGGGUCUAUGUCCUUAGGCCCCUCCCACCAGCAGCGCCCAGGAGCCCAAACGCACCAGGUAGCCACGAUCGGACACGGGAGGACCCAGUCGAACAGCGGGUCGCAACCUCCGCCUCCGCCGCCACUUCCCCAGCAGCCACCGCAGCAACCGUUGGAGAGUGGUGGCGGCGCGGCGGCCCCGUGGGCUGCGCUUAUGCCGCCGGGCCAGCAGCAGCAGGCUCCUUCCCAUCCUCGACCCGUGAGCUCGAACGAUAUUGGCCCAUAUCAUUCCAACAACGGACGCGUGUCAACUCUUCCUCCGCGUCCGCACUCAUCGCAGCAACAGCCGCAAGUGUCGCAGCCGCUACCGGUACCUAGCCAUGUGCGUACGGGAUCGCUGUCGCACAACCUUGGGCCCCCGGUCGCGUACAACAAUAAUUUCCAGCCGCUGCCUGAGCCCCCCAGGACGACGAGUCCUGCGCCGUUCGGUCCUGCGCCGUUCGGUCCUGCGUAUCAAAACACACUGCCGACCGGCCAGCCGGGUUCAUUCUCGCAGCCUCUUCCUACACCACCCCUACCUCCUCAGCCUGGUGGCUACCAGCACCACCACCAGCAGCAGCCUUAUAUCCCUGCGCAGCCGCCGGGCCAACAGGCCACAUGGUCACAGCAAAUUUCGCAGCAGGGCUACCAGCAUGGUGCCCCUCCGCAGCAUUUUGCGGCGCAGCCAGCUGCGCCCUCGGGUCCGAACACGCCCCAGGUGCCAGGCGCGUACCCGAACGGAGGAUACGGUUCCCCACCACAGCACCACCAGCCGAUGCCGCCGCACCGCAACUCUCUGCCUGGCACGUCGCCGGCGACGAGCACGACCACGGGCCCGUAUGUGCCGUGGCACAUGCAGACGCCCGCAGUGCAGGGAGGCCCUGCCGGAGUGCCCGCUCCUCCCGCUCCUCCUGCCCGGCCAGCCACCGGGUAUUAUCCGUCGGAUGAGCUCUACGCCGCGCCGCAACAGCAUCAGCAGCCCCCGGUAGUCCAGCACCAGCAGUCCCUCCUUCAGCAACCUCUGCCGCCUGCCCACCAGCCGCCGCCGCCGAGCCUUCCUCAGGUGCCACAGCCUCCUCCCCCCCAGAACUACGAAUACGCGUCGCCCCCUCCCCAGCAGCGGCCCAUGUCAGCGUUCAUCCCGCCGCCUCAGCAGCAGCCACAGUCCAACUUCCACCCCAAUGCGCCACCCAGAGUCCCCUCGCCCAUCGGCUACGCGCCUGUGCCACCGCCGCGCAUGCCUUCCCCACUCCCGCCCACGGCGCCGCCCACCAACUCGCCGCCGCAGACCAACUCGGACUGGCGCUCGUACCUCAACGGUCUUGGCAACGUAGACGGAGGCCCUCCUCAGACUGCACCCCAGGCUGGCGACUGGUACCCGCCGGCGUCGGGAUCGUCGAACACGAUGCAGCACGCGCAGGCACAGACGGGGUACACGCCUCAGCGGUGGUAG